UUCUGAAACUCGUACAGAGAAGAGGAGCCAGAGCCGCUGUGCGAAUGGGUGGCGCGGCGACAACUUCGCCGACGGCGGUGGCAGGAGUGGAUUUUGCCAGAAGCUCUGUGCAGAAGCACACAAUCUCAAACUCGUUUCGCAUCUGUGUCGCCAUUGAUCGGCUAGCUAUGCACUUCUGCUCUUCACCAAAGAAUGACGCCGUUGAGUUCUCCAACCUCUGCCUUGCCCUUGCCAGAGGUAUUGACUAUGCCAUUGCAAAUGGUGAGGUUCCACCCAGACUUCAUGAUUUACACCGACUGUUUAAGCAGGUAUGUCAACGCAAAAAUGAUUCCUUUCUACAAGCUGCUGUUAUGGUGUUGAUGAUAUCUGUCAAGAGUGCUUGUAAGAAUGGAUGGUUUACAGUUAAGGAUGCUGAAGAACUUCUUAUUCUUGUAGACGAGGUGUCAAGCUGUUUCUGCGAUGUCAGAGACAUUAACACUGAAGCAAGCAAUUCUCUUCAAUUUAUGUCAACAAUUAUGUCAAGAUUCUAUCCACAAAUUAAAAUGGGCCAGAUACUUGCGUCCCUUGAAGUCAAGCCUGGCUAUGGGACAUUUCUUACUGAUUUCCAUAUUUCGAAAAAAUCAAAAAUUCCUGGGGAAGAGAAAAUUCGGUUAUUUGUGGUUCAAAAAGAUAAUGUAGAGACAUCUUCAUGUAUUAUAACUCCUCCAAAAGUGAACUUUCUAUUAAAUGGGAAUGGAGUGGACAAGAGGAUUGCUGUGUUUCCGGACCCUGGACCGCAGCUUCCUACACCAGUGACACACAUGCUUAAAUAUGGAACAAAUCUUCUUCAAGCAGUUGGUCUUUCCAAUGGAAAUUACAUUAUAGUAGUUGCAUUUACAAGUGAGAUAUCAAGACCUGAUCAUCAUGUCCUGCCAGAUUAUGUUCAACCUGCUGUUGCUCCUCUUGAUUCAGAUGAUGAUAUAAUUGAAGGGCCAUCACGAAUUUCAUUAAACUGUCCAAUAAGUUUCAGGCGUAUUAAGACUCCUGUCAAGGGGCACUCAUGCAAACAUCCUCAGUGUUUUGAUUUUGACAACUUUUUGGACAUAAAUUCAAGAAGGCCAUCAUGGCGCUGCCCACAUUGUAACCAGAGUGUCAGCUAUGUUGACAUUCGCAUUGAUCAAAAUAUGGUUAAGGUCUUGAAAGAGGUUGGAGAGAAUGUUGUGGAUAUAAUUAUCUCUGCAGAUGGAUCAUGGGAGGCCGUUGCGGAAAACACUGACAAUGACCAGCCAUAUGAUAAGAUGCUCAAUGGCCAGCAAGACAGGCCAGUUAAGCAAAGUGAUACUGACAUGUCAGAUGCACGUCCAGAUAUCUUGGACCUCACAGAAGGGAAUGAUGAGAUGGAUGUUCUUGCAACUGAAAUGCAGGACCAGAAACCUGUCCUUUCUAAUGUCCAACUAUCUAGUGUUGGAAAUGUAACAGCGCCUCCUGGCAUGAAUAAUGCAACUGAGAUCAACCAAAAUGCUGCUCCUAUACCGGAUGAAUUUUGGUCAGGACUCUACUUGUCCACAUAUGGAUCAGGGGCCCCCGGUGCUAGAUUCGAUGCCCAAAUUGCAGGUGCAGUUCCUGGAUCUUUCUCUACCAAUUUUAUGAUGUCUCCUGUGUUGACUGAUGCUGUCUCUCCUACUUUUAAUCGAGAAUCUGAAGUUAUGCAUGGGUCUGCUCUUCUCCCUAAUUCUAUGCCACAAAGUCAACUUUCUGCUCCUAGUAAUUUGCAGUUACAGCAAUCACAAUUUGGGAACUCUGUUGCUGGCAAUGAAUAUGGGAGAGGUCCAUCCAUGCCCAGACAUGUUAGCAGAACAUCGGUUGCAGUCCAGGCCCUUCCGGCUCAGUCUUUAACAUCAGUUUCGCAACAAAGAUCAAACAACAGUUUCAAUAAUUUGACUCCCCAAGGGCCUUCUCUUGCUUCUCAGACUUCUUCAGUUUCCCCUAUUGCGGAUGGUUUCAAUACAAUCUCAAGUACCAUGGAAAGGCAGCAGCAAUUUCCUAUAUCACAUUUCAUUCCACGUCAAGCAUCACAACUGACCUCAUCUUCAUUGCAGCAGCACUCUGCAACACAGCCGAACUGGGUUUCAAGUCAAGCAGCUCAACGGGUUGCUGGCCUUCAAGCUCCAAGUCUCCCUAGUGCCUACAGGGUUUCAUCGGCGUCAACUGAGCAGCAAAACUCUCGCCAUCUUCAGCCCGUUAGUCUUAGGGUUCCCCACUGUAUGAAUCAGUCUUCAGGCCUGGUUCACUCAUCUGUUCAGUUACCUACUCCUUUUAUGCGUAAUCAAAUUCCACAAGUUGGUACACAAAGUGGAGUUGGUCAGACUGCAGUAUCUGCAAAUAGCCCGCAGCUAGUGGUUUCAUCUCAACGAGUUACCCUGCGAGCUGCCCAGAUGGCAAGACAGUCAUCACCUUCAGUACCCGUUCCCCUUCAAACAACAAGAGCAUCAUCAUCAUUUCCAGUAAAUGCUGAUAGGUUUAGGCCAUCUCCCGGAGAUCUGAGAGGGAACAUUGCAGGAUCAUUGCAACAAACCGCAGGGAUUGAUGGUUCGCCUGAUUUGCCAUCUGAACAGAAUUGGCGGCCCACUGGCCGCAUGCGUGGAAGUCUGUCAGGGCGGGCCUAUUCUGCUGCUCUCAGCCAGUUCAUUAUUCAGCCAACUCAGACAGUUCAAACAGCUAGACCACCUAUAAACAUGGCAUCGACUACAGCAAUGGAGGUGCUGUUGGCAAAUAACAGGAAUGCGCAUGCUCCUGAUACGACCAAUCUGGCUGGCAGCUUGGGUGGCCUACCGACGAAUAUGGCUGGCAGCUCGGGUGGCCUGCCAUCCAAUCUGGCUGGCAACUCUGGUGUUCAUCGCAGUGGCCAUGAGAUGCAGUGAGUGAUCUUGACAAGGAAACUGGCCCUGGCUUGUACAUAGGGUGACCAAUUUUGUGCUCCUUGGUCACCUGUAAAGUUACCAUAUAGGUUCCUAGAUGUGAAUGCGUUCUCAUAGUUAAACAGUGGUGAGUAUAGCUUGGUCCCUAAUUAACAUCUUUUGUCUCAUAGAGAAGAGUUUUGCAGCUUGGAGGUGCUACCUAUGUGCCUAGGUACCUCCAAGUUUUGUGCUUAAUGCUUGUGACUUUUAGUUGUUUUGUUUUACCGUAUGUAACUUGGUUGGUCUCAUUGGUUAUGGUUUUUAAGAAAUUAAGGGCUUUUUGGUAGCGUUUUUAUUUUA
This is a messenger RNA of Diospyros lotus (date-plum), 3236 nucleotides long. Its product is annotated as E4 SUMO-protein ligase PIAL2. Gene Ontology annotation, biological process: protein sumoylation. Gene Ontology annotation, molecular function: SUMO ligase activity; zinc ion binding. Bases 45 to 2900 code for a protein of 951 amino acids. The transcript is spliced from 16 exons. NCBI's taxonomy places the organism in Eukaryota, Viridiplantae, Streptophyta, Magnoliopsida, Ericales, Ebenaceae. The record is from RefSeq and is a predicted model, not a curated record.